Messenger RNA from Lytechinus pictus (painted urchin), 3076 nucleotides. RefSeq lists its product as uncharacterized. The record is from RefSeq and is a predicted model, not a curated record. Bases 740 to 1717 code for a protein of 325 amino acids. NCBI's taxonomy places the organism in Eukaryota, Metazoa, Echinodermata, Echinoidea, Temnopleuroida, Toxopneustidae. The transcript has 8 exons.
AUAAAAGUGUUUAGGCAUGCUACGCAUAUGUCCUACUAAACAUAAUCUCGAGAAUGAAGAAAAUAAAAGGCAUGAGCAUUAUGCAAAAGGUCAUGGCAAAACUUUCCAAACUUUCUGAUGCGUGCGCAUACGUAUUGUUGACGUCAUUGGCAAACGCGCGAAUCUAAACCCACAAUGCGCAUGCGUGUGGUUCAGGUAACCACGGCCACGCCCGUACUUUCAUCAUUAUUAUCAUUUAUCUAUUUCAGCUUGCUUACAUAGAGUUAUUGAGUAAUUUUUCUCAAAUUCUUUCUGAUUUUUAAAAUAAAAUUUCAAGAUGGGUUGUGCAAAAUCCAGACCCCGAUCUUUGUCUUUCAAGGGAGAAAACAAAGAUGAUUUAGAGAAGAACGAGACCUGUUGUUUGACAGGAAUUAGAUCAUUCUUCUCUAAGAACAAGAUGGUAAGCUUUGUUUAUUUAGAACAGAAUGAUGAGGGUGCAUGAAAAUGAUAAUAAUGUAUGUCAAAUAUUCUUCAAGAGAAUGAAAUGCUCUUCAAUACCACUUUAUGAGGAAAUGAUUAUGAGAAAAAUUAUUCCAGCAUUGAUUUAGAAACAGUUACUUUCAACCAAGGAUUGCUUUCAUGGCUUUGUUUUUCGCUACCCUAAAAAGUGAUAAGGAAUUUAUAACAAAGUUAAACAAAAUGUUAUUACCAAAUUCAACUUCGAAGGAAUUGCAGAUUUUGGAGGAAGAUAUCUGCAGUGAUGGCGACACUGAUGGCAGCUUCCGCAUCAACUUUGAUCAGUCAUCAGUUACCUCCAUCCACUCUGUCACAUCCAUCCACUCAGUCACUACCAUCGAAUCAACGGUGCUCCGACAGUCUUGGUCUGCUCCAGCUAUUCUUUAAUAGCCGAGACAGCCGCCAGACCUUGGUACCCGAAACAUGCGAAAUGAGCAUCAGAACUGAGGAUGAGCCGCCCUCUACGUCCUAUCCGAGGGACGUGAGGGUCUCUGCACAAGACUUCUUGUCCUACCAUCGAUUCAUCAACGAUAAGGACGACGAUGACGUAUCGGUUUUAUCUGACGUCGAAUACAGUGAUGAGCAUCGCGAGGCUGAUGUUGAAUCUAACAUCGAUGAUGACAAGACCUCAAUAUCCGCAUUUGAGUAUUCAAAAGAUAUGUACAUCGUCAACGUUCAUAAGGAGUUCGAGAACCUUGACGAGGAAACGGACGAUAGGUCCAGUGGAAAUAUGACCAGCUCAGAGUCGGUGAUGGUCAAUGGGUGUGUCCCUGACCAGAUUACAAAUACCAAGGACGCUGAUUGGUCAGAUGAAGACACCAUCUAUCCCUCGAGCACAUCAGAGGGACAUGACGUCACAAGUGAGGAUGAUAAGGACGUCGACAAGGAGAAAGGUGUUGGUGUCCCUGGAGAGAUCGGAGAUCGUAUUCUCUUAGAUAAGUAUCACGACUUCCAAUUUAAUAUCCUGGAUGACAUUUGGAAUGCAUGUGGCAACAUCUACCAAACAGGACUCCAGAUCGUACAGGGCAUCGUAAAGGGAGAACAAAAGAAUGAGAUGGGCAUCGGUGAUGGACGCACCGUGAUCGAUGAUGAAGAAACGGAAGAUAAUACUUCAUCAGGUCACCCUGAUCUCUGGGAAGUCAUCAACUGCAUGCUCACAGGCGUCCCCUUAGAGAAGAGGGAGAAGAAGAGGGAGAAGAAGGAGGAGAAGGGGGAUGCGUAGAGGAAGAGAAGCAGGAGGCAGAUGGAGAAGGGGGAGGAAGGAGCGCAUAUGAAGUUGGAGGGGAGAAAGGAGGAGUAUUCAGUUAGUGGAGCAGAAAUGAGGAGAAGGAAGAUGACGGAAGAGGAUGAGGAGGAGGAGAGAGAUAGAAGGGGGAUUAUGAGGAGGGCACCAAUAACUACUGUGGUUAGAAUGGUCAUCUGAGAACCAGACGAACCUAUUUCAAAGAUUUUUCCCAGAGCACUUGGAGAGGGACAAUUCGCUUGUGGGAUGCUAUACACGGUCUAAAAACAUUGGCCUUGUAUAAUGAGGACCUUGGUUUAAAACCUGGUGCCAUUUUCGUCUUACCUGCCAACACGAUCAACUUCAUUCUUGCUCUCGAAUAACUACCGGACAGGUCAAGCAAAACCGAGCCAUGUACGACAUGAGAUAGGGGGUACACUUAUCCCUGCAUGCACCGACUCAAUUUUCUAUCACCUACACACUCUGCAGUGAAUGGUCGUUGUAACAACUCUGAAAGAAAGACGGACAGUAACAUGUCAAUUCAAAUAUCGACUGAAUCAAUUAUAAUUAUAAUUCUGAACUGGUUAAUCUAGGGAUACAGCACUGACAGGCAGUACUAGAGUUGCCAACGGAAUAAGAGUUAUAUCUAAGAUCAAUGAACAAAACUUACGCAUAUGAAAUCAGUUCAUCACUCCUGCAAGCCUUAUACAGACUUCCAUUGACCUGUCCAAUAUUGAUGUCUCGGGCAUUGUCUCGUGAAAAUGAAAGCUUUAACAAAACAAAAAACUCGUCUCUAAAACGCGAUUCAGAUGAGGACAGACUAAGAAAGACAAGCGCCAAUUCUCAACCAAUCGACCGUGCAUCAUUAUGCUCGCAUAGAGGAGAAUAAGUUGACAGGUUGUCAGAUCUGACAAGUUUCCUUGUAUGUGAUUGGCUGAGAAGCACGGUUACUAUGGUAACUGUCGGAUUAAAUAGGACUUCUCAGAUAAAACGUCCGAAAAGUACUUUCAUGAAACGCUCCCCAGGAUAUCAGGAAAGUUUAUUUUUAAUACUAGGCACAAUUGCAAGCCUUCAGAUUAAACAAUGGUGUGCCCCGUGAUAAUUCCGAAGGCAUAUGGAUUACAAAAUAAGAGCGGGAGAUCGAGAAGGCAACUUUGUAUUAAACAUUGUGACAUAUUUAUUUAUAAAAAUGAACUAACGCAACUACUGUAGUAAUUACCAAAACAACGCUUUACACCCCAGAAUUAUAGCACCGUUUCGCGAAGCCUUCACAAAUGCAAUAAAAUGUUACCCGACUAAAAAAAAAAGUUUUGCAAAACUUUUGUUUGAUUGUUUUUUUAACAAUGACACUGAAAGGUG